AUGUCGCGCCAGUCCUGCAGAGUGGAUGCGCUCACCUGCUCAUUCGCUCUCAAGGCAUGUGCACGUAUGCUGGCUCGCUCCGAGGCCAUGCAGAUACAUUCUCAAGUUGUGCGAUUUGGAUUCUAUGCCGACGCUCUCUUGAUGACUACUUUGUUGGACGUGUACGCUAAAUCUGGCGAUCUUGAUAGUGCCGAGAAGGUAUUUGAUGAAAUGGAUGUCAGAGAUAUUGCCUCGUGGAACGCUUUGAUUGCUGGGCUGGCUCAGGGAAGUCGACCCAGUGAAGCUAUAGAGUUGUUUAAUGGAAUGCGGGUAGAGGGUUGGAAGCCUAAUGAAAUCACUGUUCUUGGGGCUCUCUCGGCGUGUUCGCAAUUGGGUGCUUUGAAAGAAGGCGAAAAGGUUCACGGUUAUAUCAUGGGAGAGAAGCUAGACAUGAACGUGCAAGUUUGCAAUGCAGUUAUUGACAUGUACGCAAAAUGUGGCUUUGCCAAUAAGGCAUAUACGGUGUUUAAGAACAUGUGCCGUAGGAGUAUUGUUACGUGGAAUACCAUGAUUAUGGCGUUUGCCUUGCAUGGUGAUGGAUACAAGGCUCUAGAGCUUUUUGAGCAAAUGGGUGGAGCCGGGGUGCACCCAGAUGCGGUGUCAUAUCUUGGCGCAUUGUGUGCGUGCAACCACGCAGGCUUAGUGGAUGAUGGGGUUCGGUUGUUUGAUUCCAUGGCAGGGUCUGGGUUGACGCCUAAUGUUAAGCAUUAUGGUAGUGUGGUUGAUUUGUUGGGUCGUGCUGGGAGGCUCAAAGAGGCUUAUGAUAUUGUAAGCUCUAUGCCUAUGACACCCGAUGAGGUUCUUUGGCAGACUUUGCUUGGUGCAUCCAAGACUUACGGGAAUGUGGAAAUGGCUGAGAUUGCCUCACGGAAGCUGGUGGAAAUGGGGUCUAACAGUUGUGGGGAUUUUGUGUUACUGUCGAAUGUUUAUGCAGCUCAUGAGAGAUGGAAAGAUGUGGAUAGGGUGCGAACAGCGAUGAAGGAUAGAGAUGUGAAGAAGAUACCAGGGUUUAGUUACAUCGAAGUGGACGGCGUCAUACAUAAGUUUGUAAAUGGUGAUCAGAGCCAUUUCAAUUGGCGCGAGAUUUAUGCAAAGCUAGAUGAGAUUAAGUUCAGGACUAAAGCCUAUGGGUAUGUGGCUGAGACUAACUUUGUGUUGCAUGAUAUAGGACAAGAGGAGAAGGAGAAUGCAUUGUGUUAUCACAGCGAGAAGUUGGCUGUGGCUUUUGGUUUGAUUAGCACAGCUGAGGGGACUCCAAUCCAAGUGAUUAAGAACCUUAGGAUAUGCGGGGAUUGUCAUGUUGUGAUUAAAAUUAUAUCCAAGAUCUAUAACAGGGAGAUCGUUGUGCGAGAUCGAGCUCGAUUUCACAGAUUUACAGAAGGUUUAUGUUCUUGCAAAGAUUAUUGGUGA
Molecule: messenger RNA, 1449 nt
Organism: Carya illinoinensis
Lineage: Eukaryota; Viridiplantae; Streptophyta; Magnoliopsida; Fagales; Juglandaceae
Product: pentatricopeptide repeat-containing protein At1g34160
Exons: 1
Coding region: 1-1449 (482 amino acids)
Biological process (GO): RNA modification
Molecular function (GO): protein binding; RNA binding; zinc ion binding
Source: RefSeq, a predicted model, not a curated record